AGAAAAUACACUGGAAAAAACUGCUACAUAUAAAGACUUUCUACUUGGGGACCUUGAUAAAUGUAGCGGAGUACGAUAUUUGUAUGUCUUUAAUUGUGUGUCUUGACUUGUAAAUAUGGACGCUUUCUAAACUUGCUUUGUGAAGCUCCGAAAACUUUGCGAAUCUUUAGUAAACAAGUCCACGACACUUUUACGUUUUGUACAACAACUGAACAUACCUUCCCGAAGGGGAAAAAAGGGCCACAUCCAUUCUACUCGUUACAAUAUGAUGAGCCACUUUCCCGUCACAAGAAGUACUGCACAAGAGAUCUGCUCCUCCUUCCACAAGUACUUUACCUUCAGUGAAGCUCCUCCCACAGAAAUUCACCAAUAAAAGUUGGAAUAUUCCCAUCAGUGAAGAAGAGUUUUCAGUGACAGGAGUGCUCCAGAACCCUACAAAAUGAAACCUGAAGAUACUGAAGAACAUGGAGACCUGAUGGAAGAGGAGGAGGAGAGUGAAGAACUGAGUGAAGCAGAAGAAAAACAGGUCAAAACUGGAGUAAAAUCUUUGAGUCGCUCUCAGGCUCAACGUAAAUGUAUACUGAAAAGAAAUCCCCCCCCAAAAAAUUCACUUGCCCUGAGUGUGGUAAGAGUUUCCCAUACAAGCAAAGUCUUAAAGUUCACAUGAGAGAUCAUAGUGAAGAGAAGCCGUACACAUGUGAUCAAUGCGGGAAGAGUUUUACACAAAAGGGACACCUUAAGAGACACAUGAUAAUCCACACUGGAGAGAAACCAUACACGUGUGAUCAGUGCGGGACGAGUUUUGCAUAUGAAAGCACUUUUAAAAGCCAUCUGCGUUCUCACUCUGGAGAAAAACCAUUUAACUGUGAUCAGUGUGGCAAAACGUUUUUUAAUGCAGCACAUUUGAAGAUCCACUUGAAUGUUCAUACAAAGGAGAAGCCUCACAUGUGUUCAUUGUGUGGAAAGAGUUUUUCACGGAUGGGUACUUUAAAAUUACACCAGAAAAGACACAGCGGUGUGAAGAAUCAUGCAUGCCUUGAUUGCGGGAAGACCUUCUUUACAGAUACUGAACUGAAAAAGCACCUGAUAGUUCACAAUGGAGAAAAACCUUACAAGUGUUCACACUGUGACAAGAGAUUCAGUCGGUCAGAUUGUCUGAAAACACACGAGAAGAUCCACACUGGAGAGAAGCCGCACACAUGUGACCAGUGCAGAAAGAGUUUUACACUACAAGGAGAUCUUAAGGUUCACAAGAAAAGCCACACUGGAGAGAAACCGCACACAUGUGAUCAAUGUGGGAAGAGUUUCACACUAAAAUCAAACCUUAACAUACACAUGAAGAUCCACACCGGAGAGAAGCCGUACACAUGUGGUCAGUGUGGGAAGAGUUACAGACAGAUUGGCUUUUUAAAAUUACAUCUGCGUUCUCAUUCUGGAGAAAGACCAUUCAACUGUGAUCAGUGUGGUAAAAACUUUUUUUGGCCAGAAUCCCUGAAGAACCACCUGAAAGUUCAUACACAGGAGAAGCCUCACGUGCUCUUCGUGUGGAAAGAGUUUUAGUCAGCAAGGUGCUUUAAAAAGACACCAGAAAAGUCACAGCGGUGUGAAGGAACAUAUGUGCUUUGAUUGUGGGAAGACUUUUGUUACAAAUGCUGAACUAAAACUGCACCAGAGAAUGCACACUGGAGAAAAACCUUACGAGUGUUAGGUCGUUAUCUAAUUGUGACAAGAGAUUCAGUCGGUCAGAAUAUCUGAGAACACAUGAGAGGAUCCACACUGGAGAAAAACCAUAUCACUGCCCUCCGUGUGGGAAGAGUUUUACUCAAUCAUCUUCUUUACACCGCCACACAUGUCUGAACACAAAGAAGUUCAUUUUCAGAUCCAGCACUUUAAAGUGCAAUGCUACGUCCUCGCCAAAUGUGACACAAUAAUGUCAAGCAAUAAAAAAGCUCUCUUCUAUGUAAAUCUAACCAUUCUAUAUAUAUAGAUCCUAUAUAAAUCUAAUCCUAACCAGCUGCAACAUGUGACAGCACAACAUUUUUCACAGUGAGAUCAAAUUUCCUCCCAAAAAUGUGUGAAAAAGUGUGUAGACAUUUGCAAGAGAAGACUUCUGCUGUGCUGAAAAAGUGAUGAUGAAGAUCAAGUGGAUCCCAGGUUCAUUAACCGUGUCUUAGCAAAUGAGAAAAACUGUAAUGCAGUUGAAAUACUACUGCAACUCUAGUUGUUCAACUCGGUUUUUCAAAGAUUUCAUUUUUUGAUUCAGAAUAUAUUUCAAUAAGGUAUUAGGCCUACUGUAGAAUUGUAGCAAAUUGCUGUCUUGUUCAUUUUGUAUUAUGUUAGGUUUUGAACUUAGGUUUAACUGUUUUGAAAAGAAUAUGUUAGCGUGUGCAAAUUGGCAUGUAGGUAUAGAGUUUUGCCGUUGUUUAUGUCUGAGUGAGAAAAUAAUUUAUGUAAUUUGAAAGAAGUAGUCAAUGAAUUCAAGUAAUUUUGUGCGAAAGUAAUUAAAUGAUCCAUGGUUUAGCCCACAUAAACUGUUGUUGUGCUCAUUGUGUGAAAAGUUUUGAAAAAGUGACCCAAGUUUUGACAAAUGUGUUUUAGCGAUUGCAAAACACUAAUUAUUUUGUUCAGCGUCCGUUUCUGCACGUUACAUAAUUACUCCAGGAGAUGGCAACAAGUGACUGUUUUGCCGUGUUUUUGUUCUGUACCGAUGCCCAGACGUUUUUGGGAGCUAGGCCUACUGGUGAUUCAAUGAACUAAAUUUCGAAAUGACCGACUCCCAGGCCACACCAUUUGUGCGUUAUUAAUAUACUAAUACUAUACAGCUGCAAUGAAACGUAGCCUAGUAUUCAGAACAAGUCCCUAAAACAUAUCGGAUGUAUCAAAUGAUAGCCUAUAUUUAUUUUAAUUAAAAACAGUGAAAUGUGACAAACCAGUCGUUUUAAAUGUCUAACGUAAACGCUUGUCAAAUAUUAAAUGUUUACUACUUACAUCUUAUCUCGCAAUUUUUGACCGUCAGAGUCAGUGUUGGGGGUAACGCAUUACAAGUAACGCGAGUUACGUAAUCAGA
This is a messenger RNA of Sinocyclocheilus anshuiensis, 3067 nucleotides long. RefSeq names its product gastrula zinc finger protein XlCGF57.1-like. The record is from RefSeq and is a predicted model, not a curated record. Gene Ontology annotation, biological process: regulation of transcription by RNA polymerase II. NCBI's taxonomy places the organism in Eukaryota, Metazoa, Chordata, Actinopteri, Cypriniformes, Cyprinidae. Gene Ontology annotation, molecular function: DNA-binding transcription factor activity; RNA polymerase II cis-regulatory region sequence-specific DNA binding. The transcript has 3 exons. Bases 574 to 1560 code for a protein of 328 amino acids.